AUGGGAAAUACAACAACUAAGAGGAACGAUGUGUGUUCGAGUUCUGUAGACGGUGUUUACAAACAGAAAGAGGAUCAUUUCAAGCAGAUAAACGCGCAUUUUAGUGCAGGAUCCAGUGGUAGGUCUUUUGCCAGUGUCAGUAGCCACCAGUCCACAUACAGUUUUGCCAGACCUUGGUCCAGGGUAUCCAGAAGAAGGUGGAAAGAAUCGACUUUGACUUUACCGUACGAAUCCAGCAAAACCGCCUGGCCUGUAUCCCAAUUAGAGUCUCGUUUUUUGCCUGAAUUCCCGGUGGCUUCGUCCGAAAACGAAAAACGCUUUGACAUUUUGGAAGAGAUCAACAAAGGAGCUUUCGGCAAGGUCUACAAAGCGAAUGAUUCGAAGUCCGGAGGAACUUUUGCUUUGAAAGUGUUGUCCAAGUCAAAGGUUAUAAAAGAAAAUUCCGUACAACAAGUAAAAGACGAAGUACAAAUACAGAGAAUUUGUGGUCAUCAUCCGUUCAUUGUGCAUUGCCCUUUAAAUUGGCAAAGUAGAAAAACAUUAUUUAUUGUAAGCGAAUUCGUGGAGGGCGGAGAACUGUUCACGUUUCUGAAAAGAUAUUUAGCACUGCCUAUCGAACUGGUACGACUUUAUGUCGCUCAGAUAGCUCUAGCUUUAGAUUUCUUGCACAACGCCGGCAUCGUCUACAGAGACUUGAAGCCGGAAAACGUUUUGUUAGACUCGUUCGGCAAUGUCCAGCUGAUCGAUUUCGGUUUGAGCAAGUGGCUCCCGUAUGGUACCACAACGAAGACGAUUUGCGGCACUUUCCGAUACAUGGCACCGGAAAUCUUGGCGACAGAACCUUAUGGACAUGCAGUUGAUUGGUGGAGUCUCGGAAUUUUAGCGUGCCUAAUGCUAACUAACGAGUAUCCUUCCCCUCCUGUGGAUUCUGAACCAAGUCCUGAAGAACGAAAACCUGGUUCUCUGCCCCCGAAUGUAGAUUUAGAUGUACCUUCGCGAGAUUUGUUGCUGAGGUUGCUUCAAAUCGACCCUAAAAAGAGACUAAGAUCUGUUAGAACGUUGGAGACGAUAGCCUUUUAUAAAGGAUAUUCAUUUCUGGAUGUAAAAGAGAAACGAAUUCAACCUCAUGAUCUUGUACUAAAGUAUUAUCCAGAUGGUCCACCUGUUGUUGCGACACAAGGCGAUGUCUUCGAAAAUUUUGAUGUACAAAUUUGA
Molecule: messenger RNA, 1215 nt
Organism: Psylliodes chrysocephalus
Lineage: Eukaryota; Metazoa; Arthropoda; Insecta; Coleoptera; Chrysomelidae
Source: the annotation of a GenBank genome assembly